CCAUUUUCGUCGCAACCUCGAGAACGCCAGCUUCACCCCCUUCCCGUCGCCCCCACCACAAUUGAACUCGCGACUCCUCGCACCCGCCGCCUUCGCCGCGCGUCUUAAAAAGUGCUCUCGACGCGCUCAAUUUCAUCCAUGACUUAGGACACGCGCGUAUCAUCGCUUCCCCAACACGCCCCAGUCGAUCGACGACAGCAUCAAUACAGCCCUUCCCCGCUUCACCGACACGUCAACCUUCGAGCGCCCGCAACGUAACUCCCAAGAUGGCGCCCCGUCGCGGUCGCGCUGAGCCUCAAGAGGAGGUCGAGGAGGAACAGGAACAGGAACAGGGAGAGGGAGAGGAGCUUGUUAACCUUCAAUUCGACCAAGAAUUGACCUGGAAGCCCGGGAAACCCAUACCCACUACCGAACUUCUCAUUCGCCUGCAGCUCCUAUCCGAAGAGCUUGGUGGGCUCGACCAGGAUACUGUCGAUGUCGACUCUCUGAACGACGUUGCCCACGCGCUGGGUCAACGCAACCUGCUGGCGCACAAGGAUAAGGGCGUGAGGGCGUACGCCGCAGUAUGCAUAGCGGACAUCCUGCGCCUGUGUGCGCCCGACGCGCCGUUCACCGCCGACCAGACCAAGAUGUUCUUCAACCUCGUGGUCACACACAUCUUCCCCUCCUUGAGCGAUCAAGGUCAUGCUUACCACAGACAGCACAAGUAUGUGCUAACGGCGCUCACCGAUGUCAAAAGUAUCCUCCUGAUCAAUGAUGUCGACGGUGCCGAUGAUUUGCUAUUGAAACUGUUUUCCGUCUUUUUCGAUGGCGUCUCUGGCGGCUCGAAUGCGGGCCCGGAGGAGGGUGUCUCGAAAGAGGUCCGCAACACCAUGACGGAGAUGCUGAUUGCCCUGGUCGACGAGGCUUCGGGAAUGAACCCCAAGGUCAUCGAGGUUAUCAUGGCCCAAUUCCUGAGGGCAGCGCCCCCAGGGGGCUUCCAGAGCCGCACCGAACGCGCGGAGCAAAACGGCAGCCAGUUGACGUUGCUGCCCAAGGACGAGCCGCCUGCCUACAUCAUGGCCAAGGAGAUUUGCAACGAGUGUACAGAGAAGAUGGUACACUACGUGAGCCAGUACUUCAGUGACGUUAUCUUGGAUGCCUCCCGGUUCGCGGCAAAGACUGUCGGAAACCGUCACGACGAGGACGAGGACGAGGAUGCGCCCAGGGGCCCAACGGAUGCAGAACUGAAGGAGCUCAAGAAGGCCCACUACCUCAUCAGGGAGCUUUGGCGCGCCGCGCCAUCCGUGUUGCAAAACGUGAUUCCGCAGGUCGAGGCUGAGCUUUCGGCCGACAACGUGGAUCUUCGACAGCUGGCCACCGAGACACUCGGAGAUAUGAUCUCUGGAAUCGGCGCCGCCGGCCCGCCGCCGGCGCCCGUUUUAGACCCUGCCCAGUACCCUCCGCUGCGCUUGGCUGAUGAGGCUCCUAGCCAGAUUUCCGACAACGUCCUCACCACGCCUCUAUCGCCUCAAUCAUUUGCGCAAACGCAUUCGUCAGCGUAUCACCAUUUCCUGGGGAGGAGGAACGAUAAGACAGCAACAAUUCGCGCAGCCUGGACCACUGCUGUUGGGUACAUCUUGGCCACUUCGGCUGGUGGUAUCGGUCUAAACCGCGAGGAGCAGUCCGAGCUUGUGAAGCAUCUCGGAGAAAAGCUCAAUGAUGGCGACGAAAAGGUUCGUCUGGCUGCUGUCAAGGUGAUGGAGCUCUUCAGCUUCCGAGACUUCGUCACCAAGCUUGCCGCACCCGGUGGCGUGGAUAAGGACGGCUCAGUUCUGAGCAGUCUUGCCGACCGUUGUCGCGACAAGCGCACCGCUGUCCGAGUCGACGCCAUGACUCUGCUCGCGAAGCUGUGGGCUGUUGGGUCCGGAGAGUUGGCCGCCGGGCAGGAGAGCGUUAUUGCGGCCCUGGCCGGGAUCCCCUCUCGCAUCUUCAACGCGUUUUACGCAAAUGACUCUGAGCUCAACAUCCUGCUGGAUCGCGUGCUCUUCGAGUGCCUGGUACCAUUGUCCUACCCCCCCAUCAAAGCACCCAAGAACACCAGGGCCGUGGCCAGCCAGAGCUCACAGACUGCGAGCGUUGCGGAUCAGGACCGCAUCCGGGCAGAGAGAAUCCUGCUCCUCACUCAGUCGUUGGACCCCGCGGCCAAGAGAGCCUUUUUCGCAAUGCAAGGCCGCCAGCCCCAGUUCGCGCAGGUCCUUGAGGCAUUCAUCAACCAGUGCGAGAGCUACAACGGCGGUGUGAUGGAUGACAACCGGCCAAAGAAGACGGCCAACCUGGAGAGAACGGUUCAGUACAUCACGCAGUUCUUCCCGGACCCAUUCAAGGUCAAGACGGAUCUCCAGAAGUUCGCCAACCUCAACGACCGACGCGCCUACCAGCUUGUCAGGUUCUCCGUCAGCGCCGGGAGCGACUACAAGACGGUGCGUCAGGCCAUCAAGGAGUUGGUCAAGCGCAUCAACGCAAGCCAGAGCGCGACGUGCCUGGACACCCUCUUGCCUCUCCUGUACCGGUCGGCCUGUUUGUUGUUCAACCGCAGCCAUUUGGCGACAAUCCUGGAUUGCUCCAGGAACGAUAAGGAUGGCCUGGGCUCCGUCUCACAUGAGAUCCUGAACGAGAUCUCCCAGCGCAACCCCGAGCUUUUCAAGACCCACGUGGGCGAGCUGUGCAAGGGCCUGGUCGAGCAGGCCCCUACGGAGACCAACGAUAACGACUCGACCGUCGUCGACACCCUGAAGGCCUGUGCGUCGUACUCUAAGAAAUACCCUGAGGAGAUCCCACAGGAUCGCAAGUUUUCGCAGGCUCUCGUGAGCUACGCUCUCUACGGACGGCCUGUCAAGUCUGCCAAAUACGCCAUCAAGAUCCUUCUGGCAAAGGGUGACAGCAAGGGUCUCGUCAACGCCACCAGCUUGCUGGAGAAGAUUAUGGAAGACUGGAACUACGGCUCUUCGCACUUCCUAAACAAAUUGCAGUCCGUCGCCCAGCUCGAACUGCAGGCCCCAAAGAUCACUCUCGACUCGGACGACAGCAUUCUCAACAUGACGGUACAGCAAAUCCUGCUCAAGGUCCGCACGGACGCUACAGACAAGGAUCCCGAGUGGGUUGAGGAUGCCGACGUGGACGAGGAGCUGCAUGCGAAGUGCCUAUCCAUGCACAUUCUUGUCAACCGACUGCGCAGCAUGGACGACGUCGAGGAAGCCAAGGAGAAGGCCGUCCCGGUGUUCAAGCUUCUCAAGACACUAGUCGCCAAGGGGGGGGAGCUCUGCAAGGUCAAGGACACGCCCAACCACCACAAGUCGCGACUUCGCCUGUUGGCCGCUCGGUUGCUGUUGAAGCUGUGCACCAUCAAGCACUUUGAUGAUUUUCUGACCCCUGCCGACUUCAACCGCCUUGCUUUCACCGCGCAGGACCCGCAACUCAACGUCCGCCGCGGCUUCCUUGAGAAGCUCCAGAAGUACCUCGUUCAGGGCAAGCUCCGAGCGCGAUUCUACACCAUUGUGUUCCUGACGGCUUUCGAGCCAAGCGCGGACCUGAAGCAGCGCGUCGAGACUUGGAUUCGCUCUCGCGUCCGCGCCUUGCAAACGAGCGAACAGCAUCCCAUGGAGGCUAUCAUGGGAAGACUCAUCUCCCUGCUGGCCCACCAUCCCGACUUUAACAAGCCGGACAACCUCGAAAACGCCAGCGCUGAGGAAUUGUCGUCUUAUGCAAGCGACCUGGCGGACCACGGCCGCUACAUCCUUUACUAUCUCUCUAACGUGGCCACUGAAGACAACCUGGGGCUCAUCUACAAGUAUGCCGAAAGGGUCAAGCAGACUCGCGACGCGAUCGACCCGGACGCGAGCGAGAACCUCUACAUCGUCAGUGACCUGGCCCAGGCUGUUAUAAGGAAAUGGCAGGAAAGGAGGAACUGGAGCUUCCAGGCGUACCCGGGUAAGGUCGGCCUGCCGAUCGGUCUCUACACUGCUCUGCCUUCGCACCAGGUCGCCCAGGAGAUUGCCGAGAAGCAAUACCUGCCAGCAGAGAUCGACGAGAAGCUGGACGGUCUUUUCAAGUCUAUUGACCGAAAGAAGAAGAGGAAAUCUAUGGACGAGAGGGGCGAUCAUCAACCCGCCAAGAAGGCCAAGCAGGCACCCAGGACCAAAGAGCCCAAAGCACCUAAGGAGCCCAAACCAAAGAAGCAGAAGGUUAAGAAGCCUGCCAAGGUCAAGCCAAGACGUCCUGAGUCCGACAUCCCGCCAGAGAACCGAAGACGCAGCGCCCGAGCCACCAGGGUCUCUCAGUACACCGAGCGCGACUCCUCAGACGACGACCGCGAGAUGUGGGAUGGUGUCAGCAAGUGGGAAUAUGUUGACGGCGAGCCUACGCCGGAAGAAGGGUCCGACGAGGACGAGGAUGAGGACGAUUCUUCCGUCCUUUCAGACGUUCCCGACGAGAAAGAUGGCAAAAAGAGAGCGAACAAGUCCGCUGUUGUGGCCAACGAUAGCGAUGACGAAUCGGCCCUGUCCGAACCCGAGGACGAGGCGACGGCUGACCCGGAGCCGGAGAAGGAGGAGGAAGUAGAAGAAGAAGCGGAGGAAGAAGCAGCAGCAGACGACGAAGAGGAGCCCGAGGAAGCCGCCACACCACCGCCCAAAUCCAACGGACGCAAGGGCAGAUCGGCUGCGGUAUUAUCCAGGGCGGCGGCCAAGACGAAGCUGCCGGCUCGCCCCGCGGCCAAGGAGAAACCCGCCCCGAGAGCGGCGACUAGGGCGUCGGCGAGAACGACGCGAGGGAGGGCCGCCAAGGAGUCGAUGGACAUUGACGGGAGCGAGUGAGGAGUGUCGAGGAGAUUGUACAAAAAAAAAAAAGUGGUUCCCCCUCCUAAAUUUUGCGCUGCAGUUAGCUUGAGUGAGGUUUUUAGCUACUUGGUUUGGCUUAUAGGCGAUGGACAAUCCCUUGUGAGGGGUAGGACGGGAGGUGCUCUGAAAGGACACUUACAACAGCACCUGAAUUCAUUCCGGGUUUUUUUUAUUCUUUUGCGAAUCCCCCCUGUAUAUUGGUCUCCUCACUCGCCGUGUGCCUUCUCUUUUUUGCGUCAAUAUAUACCCUCUUCAUGGU
Messenger RNA from Colletotrichum navitas, 5136 nucleotides. RefSeq names its product armadillo-type protein. The coding region runs from base 267 to 4853 and encodes 1528 amino acids. The transcript is spliced from 3 exons. Gene Ontology annotation, cellular component: nucleus; chromatin. Gene Ontology annotation, biological process: DNA repair; mitotic sister chromatid cohesion. The record is from RefSeq and is a predicted model, not a curated record. Lineage: Eukaryota; Fungi; Ascomycota; Sordariomycetes; Glomerellales; Glomerellaceae.